Messenger RNA from Cannabis sativa, 2111 nucleotides. Its product is annotated as folate synthesis bifunctional protein, mitochondrial. Gene Ontology annotation, biological process: tetrahydrofolate biosynthetic process. NCBI's taxonomy places the organism in Eukaryota, Viridiplantae, Streptophyta, Magnoliopsida, Rosales, Cannabaceae. The record is from RefSeq and is a predicted model, not a curated record. The coding region runs from base 405 to 1940 and encodes 511 amino acids. The transcript has 3 exons. Gene Ontology annotation, molecular function: 2-amino-4-hydroxy-6-hydroxymethyldihydropteridine diphosphokinase activity; dihydropteroate synthase activity.
GUGCGGACUAGUUUAAAAAAAUGGUCAAAAAACGCACUACCCGCACCGGGAACCAUCCAGAUCGAAUCCUAAAAACCCAACCCAUCCAAAUCGAAAUCCGAAUCCGAAUCCGAAUCCGAAUCCGUGCGUGCCGACGGUGAGAUGCGACUCCAAGCCAAAACUCAGAUGCGACAACAUCGUGCCAACGGUAAGAUAUUGUUUUGGGUGGGUUUCUCACUCUUUUCACCAACCAUCUUCUGUCAGUAACUCAUCAGCGCCUAACCUCGUUCACUUACUGAUCGGAGACGAGGAUAGACAAUUACUUCACUCAAAGAUGUAGAUAGAGAUUUGAUCUGUGUAUGGAGGAGGUCUAGUAGAAUAUCAAUUUCAGCAUCACUUGAUUAGUGUCCCCUUCUGACGUCAACAUGUUCAAGCAACUCCUACCCGGUAAACUUGGAUUAAACGGUCUCAUAAAGCAUUUUAAAGUGUCCCAUUUUGCUUUCCUGCAUUCUUCUGCAAAUGUAGAAGUGGAAGUUCAUUCUCAGGAGCAAGAAGUUGUGAUCGCUUUAGGUAGCAAUGUGGGUGACAGGCUGCAUAAUUUUGACGAAGCCUUGCGCUUAAUGAAAAUAUCGGGCAUAGAUGUUGUAAGACAUGGUUGUUUAUAUGAAACUGCGCCAGCCUAUGUGACCGAUCAACCACACUUUCUCAAUUCUGCUAUUAGAGCUUUUACUAAACUUGGACCUCAUGAGCUAUUGGGAGCACUUAAGAAAAUUGAAAGGGACAUGGGUCGUACUGAUGGUAUAAGGUAUGGACCAAGGCCAAUUGAUUUAGACAUAUUGUUCUAUGGAAAGCUUAGGUUCAACUCUGAUAUUCUUACCAUCCCACAUGAAAGAAUUUGGGAAAGGCCAUUUGUAAUAGCCCCAGUGUUGGAUUUGCUGGGAUCAGCUGUUGAGAACGAUACAGUUGCUUGCUGGCACUCUUUUGCUACUCAUGCUAAUGAUCUUUUUGAAACUUGGAAGAAAUUGGGUGGUAACUCUCUAAUUGGGAAAGAAGGUAUGAAGAGGGUUUUGCCCAUUAAUAAAGUUUUGUGGGACUGGUCACAAAAAACCUCAGUUAUGGGUAUCCUUAAUCUAACACCAGAUAGUUUUAGUGAUGGAGGAAAGUUUCAAUCUAUUGGGGAGGCAGUCUCUCAAGUCCGCUUGAUGAUUUCCGAAGGUGCAGAUAUGAUUGACAUUGGUGCACAAUCUACCCGCCCAACGGCUACUCUGAUAUCACCCGAAGAAGAAAUGUCCAGAUUAAUCCCUGUUUUAGAAGCCAUUCUCGAAAUGCCUGAAGUAGAAGGAAAACUUAUCUCUGUGGAUACUUUCUACUCAGAAGUUGCUUCAGAAGCAGUUGGCAAAGGGGCUCAUAUUAUCAACGAUGUAUCUUCUGGGCAGAUAGAUUCUAACAUGUUUAAGGUUGUUGCAGAUCUUAAGGUACCUUAUAUUGCAAUGCACAUGAGAGGGGACCCAUCAACUAUGCAGAGUAGUGAAAACUUGCAGUAUGAUAAUGUUUGCAACCAGGUUGCCUCUGAAUUGUACUUAAGGCUAAGAGAUGCUGAAGUAUCUGGUAUCCCAGCUUGGAGGAUAAUCAUUGACCCCGGCAUUGGAUUCUCAAAGAAUACUGAACAAAAUUUGGAUAUUCUUGUUGAACUCUCGAACAUUCGAACAGAAAUUGCAAAGAAAAGUUUAGCCUUGUCUCAUGCACCUAUACUUAUAGGACCUUCUAGGAAGAAGUUUUUAGGUGAAAUAUGUUCUCGCUCUGCUGCGGUUGAUCGAGAUCCUGCUACUGUUGCUUCUGUCACUGCUGGAGUUUUGGCUGGUGCUAACAUUGUGAGAGUACAUAAUGUGAAAGAUAAUCUAGAUGCUGUGAAGUUAUGUGAUGCAAUUUUGAGACGGAAGAAAUCGAUUGUGAAAGAUUAGGAGAUAAACUUGUGCAAUCUUUUUCUAAUGCAAAAAACAUGCUUAUUUUUGGAGAGGAUUUUGCACUGGACUGAGAUUUUUUUGGGUCAAAGUUGGCAUUUGAUGAUCAGAAUACAUUUUGUGUACUGUAUUUUUUACAGUUUACUGAGAAAAAGUCGAAAUUUCUUCACA